Molecule: messenger RNA, 1917 nt
Organism: Electrophorus electricus (electric eel)
Lineage: Eukaryota; Metazoa; Chordata; Actinopteri; Gymnotiformes; Gymnotidae
Gene: rbm22
Product: RNA binding motif protein 22
Cellular component (GO): U2-type catalytic step 2 spliceosome; Prp19 complex; U2-type catalytic step 1 spliceosome
Molecular function (GO): metal ion binding; pre-mRNA binding; U6 snRNA binding
Source: RefSeq, a predicted model, not a curated record
GCGAUAGAUGAACAAAAAGAAAAACGGAAGAACGGAGGUUUUCCCACGCUCUAAUCGAAAAUGGCGACGUCCUUAGGCUCCAACACAUACAACAGACAGAACUGGGAGGAUUCUGACUUCCCUAUUCUCUGUCAAACAUGUCUGGGAGAGAAUCCUUACAUUCGAAUGACCAAAGAGAAGUAUGGCAAAGAAUGCAAGAUCUGUGCACGCCCUUUCACUGUGUUCCGCUGGUGUCCUGGAGUCAGGAUGCGCUUCAAGAAGACUGAGGUGUGUCAGACCUGCAGCAAAAUGAAGAAUGUGUGUCAGACCUGUCUGCUGGAUCUGGAGUAUGGUUUACCCAUUCAGGUCAGAGACACAGGACUAGCAGUUAAGGAUGAGGUGCCAAAAUCAGAUGUGAACAAGGAGUACUACACCCAGAACAUGGAGAGAGAGAUCAGCAACUCUGAUGGCACGCGACCAGUCGGUGCCCUGGGGAAGGCACCUGGGUCCAGUGACAUGCUUCUGAAGCUAGCUCGCACCACGCCCUAUUACAAAAGGAACAGGCCGCACAUCUGCUCUUUCUGGGUCAAAGGAGAGUGCAGGAGAGGAGAGGAGUGUCCCUACAGGCAUGAGAAGCCUACAGAUCCAGAUGACCCACUGGCUGACCAGAAUAUUAAAGACCGGUACUAUGGGAUUAAUGACCCAGUGGCUGACAAGCUCUUGAAACGAGCUUCAGCCAUGCCUAGACUGGACCCUCCUGAGGACAAGUCCAUUACUACUCUUUAUGUAGGGGGACUGGGAGAAACCAUUACAGAUUCAGAGAUCAGGAACCAUUUCUACCAGUUUGGGGAAAUCCGCACAAUCACCAUAGUGCAGAGGCAGCAGUGUGCCUUCAUCCAGUUUGCUACGCGGCAGGCUGCCGAGAUGGCUGCAGAGAAGUCCUUCAACAAGCUCAUCAUCAACGGUCGACGCCUCAAUGUGAAAUGGGGCAGGUCCCAGGCAGCACGGGGGAAGGAGAGAGACAAAGAUGGUGUGACAGAGAGUGGAAUAAGACUGGAGCCUGUGCCUGGACUCCCAGGAGCCCUGCCUCCACCCCCCAUGCCCGAUGACGACACCUCAGCCAACUAUUUCAACCUGGGUCCCAACAGCGCUCCUGCAAUCAUGAACUUGGGACUCCCACCUCCCCCGGGCGUAGCCAUGCCCCCACCCCCAGGUUUUGGUCCACCUAUCUACAACUCCAUGGAUCCCAUGGCCCCUCCCAUGCCCCCUCCCAUGGGCAUGAGGCCUCCAGGUCAGGUGCACUACCCCUCCCAAGAUCCUCAUCGCAUGGGCGCCCAUGCUAGUCGCCACGGAGGCCCCUAGACCAGGCCCUGGAAGCUACCUCACCGAUGUAGGCGGGAGUGGCGUAAGGUUGACCUUUCUGCCGCUGCCCUCAGUUUUGGAAUCAUUUUUAUAUUUGUAAUCUUUUAUGGACUUGUUGACCGUGUCCUUGACCUUAUGCAAAUACGUCACAGACAUACAAAGAUAUUAUAACCAGUUUAAAGUGAUAGGAAAUUCUUGGUUGUCUUUUUUUUUUAUUGCUCUUAUUUUUGGACUUUUAAACUUUUUUUUAAAAACUAUUUUGACCAUUGCGACCCUUAUUAGCUUGGGUCAGAUAGAUAUUUGUGUAUGUAGAAAGGGGUAGUUCAGAAACUGUAGAAAGUAUGUCUUUUUUAUUUAAAUAUUUGUAUCAAGCCUUUUACUCUGUUUGAAAAACGAAAAUAAUUGGUUGCAGUGACCAAUAGUUACCACACGGGGCUGAUGUUGACCACGCUUUUAAGUCUGUAAGCCACUGUUCUCAAUUCAGACAUCAACAAUCAUAUGAAUUAUUAACACCAUUCCAUUAUGCCUUGAAAUGGACAGCAUAAAACUAUUAAAUAUGAAGCACUGUUUACAAAA